GGAAUAUUUUAACCAGCACUGUGAAUGAUAAGGAACUACUUCCGGUUGUUUGCACAAAAUCUGGAAAAAUUGAACCUUUUAAGUUCACUUUGAAAGGUUUUAAAUCCAGUUCAGUCUUAUAAACAUUGACUCUCUGUCUGACGGUUUCUUCAUGUUCACACGACACCACUUAAGCCGAUGUCGGCGUCUCUAACAGAAGAGGGCUUAGACCCGGCUCUAGUGAUAUCGACCGUUGAGGAACAGAUCAUAGAGGACCAGCAGGCGGCUAAGGAAAUCAUUCUGUGUCCCGAAAUACAGUUUGUACAACAGAAAUCACAGCCAGCCAAGGAGAAAGAUAUUGUAAUAUUUCCUAAGUCCCGGCAGUACUACGCUAAAAUGUCAUUGGUUGAUCUCGGAAAACGUCUCCUGGAGGCAGCCAAGCGAGGGGAAACGGACGACGUCCGUACACUGAUGUCCAAUGGGGCACCCUUUACCACAGACUGGCUUGGGACUUCCCCUUUACAUUUCGCCUCCCAGUACGGUCACAUUGAGACAGCUGAGGUACUUUUACGAGCGGGUAUUAGUCGUGAUGCUAGAACUAAAGUAGAUAGGACCCCCCUCCAUGUGGCAUCACAGGAGGGCCACUCUGACAUCGUGGAACUUUUGGUCCAGCACGCAGCUGAUGUCGACGCCAAAGACAUGUUAAAGAUGACUCCUCUACACUGGGCCACAGAGAAGGGACACGCCCACGUAAUGGAGGCCCUGAUAAAGCAUGGAGCUGAUACGACGUGUGAAAACAAGUUUGAUAGGACCCCUCUAGACAUUGCUAUAGCCAAUGGGAGAGCAGAUCUGGUACAGAUUCUUCAGCUAGCCCAGCACACACAUAUUGGGAGCAUGGGUGAUGAUGAAACAGUUACCAUAGAAACUACAGAGGUGGAUCCAGAAAAUGUAGAAGAAACAGUUACAGUGUCUUCAGACUUAGAUGGGGUCAAACAAGAUGGACAGGACCAGACAAACUCCUCAGUACUAGCGACACUAGCAGCUCUAGCUGAAGCCACAGCUCCCAGCAGCAGUGCUCAAGUGACAACUGCCAACACAGAUGCCAUGUCGUGGUUAGAGAGUCAGGGUAUCACAAUGAUUACCACGACGGAGGGUGGGAUCAUAUCCUCAGCCAUGGAGAGUGGGCAGUCUAUAGCUCUCACAGAAGCUGGAAAGAUUGCUUUGACCAACAUAAUCAAACAGCAGGGCCUAUCAGCUGGAACUCUUAUUACCCAGGAUGCCGUUCUAGCUGAUGACGCCAUAGUUACAGAUGAUACAGUGGUGACCCAGGAGUCAGCUAUCUUAGGACCUGGCGAGGUGAUGGAGGGAGAUGUAGAGCAAGGACUCGUAGAAGGGGAGGAAAAUCAGAAGGUGAUUACGAUUGUCGCUGCCCCUGGCCUUGACCCAGAUCAGGAGGGACUGGGAGAGGUCAUGACCUCAGAAAGCAUGGUGAUGGGAUCAGGGGAUGCUACUGAUGAACAGCUAGAAUCCCCAGAGGAACCUCCCAUGAAGAAAAUGAAGUCUGAAGCAAUAGAAGAAGAGGAUACAAGUAUAUACACAAACCCUAUAGAGAAGGACACAGAGGAGGGAGUUGACCUUGACAAGGAGACCCUCCGUCGCCAGUUGGAAGAGAUGCAGCGACAAGCGGAGGCAUACAAACUACAGCUGCAGCAGAAAGAGGAGGAGGCCGCCGCAUAUAAAAAGAAACUAGACGAGAGUAUCAUCACAGAGGUCUCAACGGAGGAGACGUAGGGGUCAGAGGUCAAGGACAUUUCAGGUUACUCAAGGAUUUGUCAUAAGAGACAGAUGUUUGUGCUGAAUAGUGUUUCUAUGUAUGAUAAGCUGUUGAUAGGAAAUGUUUUACCAAAAUAGUAAAGGGAGGUUACAAGACACUUGUUCAUGAUGUGGGUUUAGCCUUGCUUGACUAUGAUGUGAAAUAAACCACAAAUUCAUUCAGAAAAUGGUCAUAUUUUAAAAAUUACAAAGGUACAUGGAAAUACACAAAUUUGAAGAAAAGAAAUUCAUUGGCAACUUUGUAAAAAAAAAAAAAAAGAAAAAAUGCAUUCAGGUUACUCCUGGAAUAUUAAAGUUUUAUUGGUGAGAUUAUUGUGUUUCUUCCACUGAACUGAAAUUCUUUUUCAGCAGUGUUCAGAACGAAUCAAGUCAGAGCAAAUCUGAUCUCAUUGUAGAACUUGUAACAAUAUUUUUUCAAAAGGAAUGAAGUGUUUCGUAUAAUGAUGAGUGAAAAUAUGACUGAAUUGAAAGGUAAGGAGGAAUUGAAGUGUAUAGGAGAUGUGGACAACAGUUAACUUUAUUUGUCAUCUGUACAUUUAUCAUUGUUACCGAUUAUAUCAUGUUUUCAUUGGAAAUGACAUCAUUUACAAUUUAUACUUUUAAUGUGUCAAUAUUUUAAAUUCUUCUUCUACAUUGUCAAUCUCUUAUUUUUGAUUUGACAAUAAAUGAGAGAUUUGGA
Saccostrea echinata is the source of this 2491-nucleotide messenger RNA. Its product is annotated as GA-binding protein subunit beta-1-like. The record is from RefSeq and is a predicted model, not a curated record. Gene Ontology annotation, biological process: positive regulation of transcription by RNA polymerase II. NCBI's taxonomy places the organism in Eukaryota, Metazoa, Mollusca, Bivalvia, Ostreida, Ostreidae. Gene Ontology annotation, molecular function: protein binding; transcription cis-regulatory region binding. Bases 178 to 1770 code for a protein of 530 amino acids. The transcript has 13 exons. Gene Ontology annotation, cellular component: nucleus.